Fonsecaea monophora is the source of this 315-nucleotide messenger RNA. RefSeq lists its product as hypothetical. Gene Ontology annotation, cellular component: cytosol; nucleus. The transcript has a single exon. Bases 1 to 315 code for a protein of 104 amino acids. Gene Ontology annotation, molecular function: 2 iron, 2 sulfur cluster binding. Gene Ontology annotation, biological process: intracellular iron ion homeostasis. NCBI's taxonomy places the organism in Eukaryota, Fungi, Ascomycota, Eurotiomycetes, Chaetothyriales, Herpotrichiellaceae. The record is from RefSeq and is a predicted model, not a curated record.
AUGGCUGCGCAUACGGACACUGAAGCCGCAGAAGUCGCCGCAUCCUCCUCCCCUCCCAUCACUCCAGACUUCCUCACCGAGAAACUCAAACAAUCCAUAAACAUAACUCACAUCAGUAUGGAGGAUAUGUCGGGGGGUUGCGGGCAAGCCUUUAACGCCAUCAUCGUUUCCCCAGACUUCGAGAAGAAAACACUACUGGCAAGGAGUCGGCUGGUCAACGGGGUGUUGAAGGAUGAGAUCAAGGCUAUCCAUGCCUGGACGCCUAGAUGCUUGACCCCGGAGCAGUGGGAGAAGGAGAGAGAGAGAAUAGGAUGA